GUGAGCGGUGAGGGCCUCGUAGCUGAAGCGUUCCCGGCGCCGUGAUGACGGGCCUGAGCUCACCAUGACCGGGGAAAAGAAAAAGAAGAAGAGGCUGAAUCGCAGCAUCCUCCUGGCUAAGAAAAUCAUUAUUAAAGAUGGAGGAACGAGGCAAGGGGUUGGGGAGCCUAGCGUCUACCAUGCUGUGGUGGUUAUAUUUCUGGAGUUUUUUGCAUGGGGUCUCCUGACAACACCAAUGUUAACGGUGCUGCACCAGACAUUCCCACAGCACACUUUUCUGAUGAAUGGUUUGAUUCAUGGUGUUAAGGGUAUUCUCUCUUUUUUAAGUGCCCCCCUUAUUGGAGCAUUGUCAGAUGUCUGGGGAAGAAAAUCGUUUCUCCUUCUCACUGUGUUUUUCACCUGUGCUCCUAUCCCUCUCCUCAAGAUUAGUCCAUGGUGGUACUUUGCAGUUAUUUCCAUGUCUGGCGUUUUCGCUGUCACAUUUUCUGUAAUCUUCGCUUAUGUGGCUGAUAUCACCCAGGAACAUGAAAGGAGCACAGCAUAUGGACUGGUCUCAGCCACAUUUGCUGCCAGUUUAGUAACAAGUCCAGCCAUUGGUGCCUACCUGUCUCGUGCUUAUGGUGAUACUCUGGUGGUUGUGCUUGCUUCUGGAGUGGCAUUACUUGACAUAGGUUUUAUUUUGCUUGCUGUACCUGAGUCUCUGCCAGAAGAAAUGCGGCCAGUGUCCUGGGGUGCACCUAUAUCUUGGGAGCAAGCAGAUCCCUUUGCUUCUUUGCGGAAAGUUGGGCAAGACUCCACUGUCCUUUUGAUCUGUAUUACAGUCUUUUUAUCUUACCUCCCUGAGGCUGGACAGUACUCAAGUUUUUUCCUGUACUUAAGACAGGUCAUUGGGUUCACAUCUGAAACGGUAGCUGCAUUUAUUGGUGUUGUUGGAAUACUAUCCAUCUUGGCUCAGACAGUGGUUUUGGGGAUUCUUAUGAGGUCUAUUGGAAAUAAGAAUACAAUACUUCUAGGCCUUGGUUUUCAGAUCCUACAGCUAGCUUGGUACGGCUUUGGUUCACAACAAUGGAUGAUGUGGGCUGCGGGAGCUGUAGCUGCAAUGUCGAGCAUCACUUUCCCAGCUAUCAGUGCCGUUGUGUCUCGAAAUGCAGACCCAGACCAGCAGGGGGUGGUGCAGGGAAUGGUAACUGGUAUUCGCGGCCUGUGUAAUGGGCUAGGUCCAGCGCUCUAUGGCUUUGUCUUCUAUCUGUUCCAUGUGGAGUUGAAUGAGAUGGCAGAUGUGGAAACUGGAAGCAAAUCACUCAAGCCCAACAUGGCCAACCCAUCAGAUGAGAGAAGCAUCAUCCCUGGCCCUCCAUUCCUGUUUGGAGCUUGUUCUGUACUACUGUCUCUGCUGGUGGCUCUUUUCAUCCCAGAGCAUACCAGUCUCACUCUGCGCUCUGGUGUUCACAAGAAGCACAGCAAUGGAGCUCAAAGCCACGCAUUGCUGCCCCCUGCCCACCUCCCUGAAGGCAAGGAGCCACUGCUGGACGACAGCAGCGUAUGACACUAGAAUAAUGUCCACCACAGGCCAAGUGACCAACGAAAGGGCAACACCAAGAAUUGUCUUUUUAGAAGUUGCUACAGAGAGACAAUAUGCCACAGAUGAAGGAAGGAGCAGCAGGGGACCAAAUGAAAAAUUGAAGUAAUUGUGGAUUGUAGGUUUCAACACCUGCAGUAGUUAAAAUGGAGUACAAGAAUUACUUUGAAGUGUGCCAUUUGCUGCCUUUUAUAGUGAACAGCAUGAGUAACUGGUUACGAAAAUGAAUUGUAUGGCUAGGUGGGCAUAUUGCAUUUGCAUUUUUCAGUUCUGUGUACCUGGGGUUAAGCUACCAGCCACAAGUUUUAGGAGAACACAGAUAAUGCUGCGGCCAAACUAAAAAUUGAGGAGAGUACAAAUUACAACUUGGAGAAACUGUUGCGAUGAUGAAGGGCAUCAUUUGCCAAAUCAACUAUUCAGGAGAUUCAAAAGGGACUUGCCACUUACUGUACCACUAACUACGAUGUUUGGUGCAGAAUUACAAAGCAUUAUGGGAUUUUUUUUAUCAUUAUACUAUUAAUUCAAGCAAAAUCCACAAAACUCUUCUGUUCCUUACGCUUGCUCUUAUACAGCCCUGUGAGAGGGCUGAGUCAGAUGAAGAGCGUUCUACCCCGGUCUGAUAGACCAGUCUUUCUCUGUACAGAAUCCAUUAAAACACUUUUUUUUCCCA
This is a messenger RNA of Xenopus tropicalis (tropical clawed frog), 2249 nucleotides long. RefSeq names its product major facilitator superfamily domain containing 14B (gene mfsd14b). Lineage: Eukaryota; Metazoa; Chordata; Amphibia; Anura; Pipidae. Gene Ontology annotation, molecular function: transmembrane transporter activity. The record is from RefSeq and is marked predicted. Gene Ontology annotation, biological process: transmembrane transport. Gene Ontology annotation, cellular component: membrane.